AUGGAAACUGACCCUAUGAAUGUUACAUAAAAUUAAACAUAAACAAGACGUCAUUAUCCAAAAGAUGUUCAAGUAAAUUAAUAUAGAAAAUAAAAAGGGUUUAAAGUCAGAAUGGUAUGGAAUAGAGCAUCAUAUGUAAGAGAUUGGAUAAGAAAUUUAACGAAAUGAAAAAGAGAUUUUAAACCUAAGGAAGAAAGAAUUAUUGUACCUUAUUAUAUUUCAUAAAUUUAGGACUGAAUUAGAUAGAAAAAUAUUAGAGUAAUUGUAAAUAAAACAGAAAGAAUUAGAGUUAAAAUAUGAAGAUGCAUAAGAAAUGAAGAGACGAUAAAUGAAAUUCUAAGAAGAAUAAAAAAAAUUCUUAGAAGAUAAAGCUGUAUUGUAAAAGGGUUUUUCAUCUAUAUAUGAUAAAUAAAAAUAAGAUGCUUUAAUAAGAGAAAUGGAUUUGAGAUAGUAAAAAUUAGAAUGGGAAUAAUAAGCAUUGGAAGAAAAUAGAAGAAGAAUGGAAUAAGAUUUCUUAUAGCGAAGAUUAUAAAAGGAAUAAUGGGCUAAAGAAUAAGAUGCAGAUCUUAAAUUAUCUUAAUUAAGACAUUUGGAAGAGAGAGAAAGAUUUAGAAAUGAUUAAAUAGAAAUUUAGGAAUUGAAUAGAAGAAAUGCUGAAAAAGAAUUAAUUAAAGAAGAAAACUAUAAAAAUGUAUUAUGCCUAUAUUUUUAAUCAUUAGUUUUAUAGACUGUGUUCAUAAAAUUAAGCUUAAUUGUAGAGAAUGCAUAUUGAUAAUGUUUUAUAACCUUUAUUAGAGAGAUAGGCUUAAUUAGAAUCUUUGAUUUCUAAAAAUAUGGAUGCCUAUCAAAGAAAACUACUUUAAGAUGAAUUAGAUAGAGUAUUGAAGAGAUAAGAAGAAUAUAGAUAAACACUUAAUGUGAAUAAAAAAAUGUUAGAUGAAAGAGAAUAAGGAAAAGUAUAAGAGAAGAGUGUUAAAUAAGAAUUAAAUAAAUAAAGAUUAGAAGAUGUAAUAUAUUAUUAUGAUUAUAUUCAGCUAAAUAAUUAUAACUAAUUUUUAGUUUAAAGAAAAGUAGAAUAAGCAGAAUAACAACGAUAAUAUAAGGAAUAUUUAGAUCAAUAAAGAAUCGAAAAGUAUCAAUCAUCUUUAUUUAAGAGAGGAAUAGAGAUUAAAAUAAUUAAGAAUGGGAAGAUAAGAAAAAUCUAUGAAUAUGUUGGAUUUAUAGGCUUACAAAAAUUAAGAUGCUUAAUUAAAUGCUAAAAUUAUUGGAUGGUCUCCAUAAGUUGGGUAAUUUUAUAAUUCUAUAAAUUUAGUUAAUUACCUCCAAAAUAAGAUUAUUUAUUAAAAUAAUAAUCUCUAGCUUAAUUAAAAUAAGAUGAAAUGAAUACAAUUAAUUAGAAUUUGAGUAAUGUUUCUUAAGUCAGUCGAGGCUAAGCUUUAAGAGGAGCAGGCUAAAAUGCUAUACAUUAAAAUCAUAAUCCACUUACAAAUCCUAUUCCUUUCAAUAACCAAAACCCUUACAUAUAGAAAUAAUAUGAAUAAUUGAUUAGACCUAGACCUUAUUGA
Messenger RNA from Paramecium sonneborni, 1565 nucleotides. Lineage: Eukaryota; Ciliophora; Oligohymenophorea; Peniculida; Parameciidae. The record is from the annotation of a GenBank genome assembly.